Molecule: messenger RNA, 2975 nt
Organism: Podarcis muralis (Common wall lizard)
Lineage: Eukaryota; Metazoa; Chordata; Lepidosauria; Squamata; Lacertidae
Source: RefSeq, a predicted model, not a curated record
GCCCAUCAGCCGGGCGAUCCAGUACGCGUGCGCACGCAUGCGCAACGCCUACCGGCUGGCCGGCCUCCGCCUGAGGAGGCGCUCCGACGCCGCUCCGGAGGCGAAGCUGAGGCGACGACGGGCAGGAGGAGCCGCCUCCCCCGGGCAAGCCCUUCGCGGGCGCUGCCAUGCUCCUUCUGCCGCAGCUGGGAGGCCGGGCCUGAGGAACCGCAGCCGAGCCGCCCUCGGUGAGCAGGCCCGCCGCCGCCGCCUCCAUGGCCCAGGCCGAGAAGAUGGAGCUGGACCUGGAGCUGCCGCCGGCCGGGAGCGAGGGGGGCGGCCUGAGGCGCUCCAACAGCGCCCCGCUCAUCCACGGGCUCAGUGAUAAUUCCCAGGUCUUCCAGCCGCACGUCUUGCGCACCCGCCGGAACAGCACAACGGUCGUGAACCGGCACAGCAUGCUGAUCUCUUCCUCUACAAUUCGUAUCCCCAGCAGCCGACUCCAUCAGAUCAGAAGGGAGGAAGGAGUGGAUUUGAUGAACAGAGAAGCGGCGCAUGAAAGGGAAGUCCAAACAGCAAUGCAGAUAAGCCAAUCAUGGGAAGAAAGCUUGAGCCUGAGUGACAAUGACUUGGACAAAUCGGAAAAAUCCUCGUCUCCAAAGAGGAUAGACUUCAUUCCCGUCUCUCCGGCACCUUCGCCUACGAGGGGGAUUGGAAAGCAAUGCUUUUCUCCCUCCCUGCAAAUGUUUGUGAGUAGUAAUGGACUGCCUCCAAGCCCAAUUCCCAGCCCCACAAGGAGAUUUUCAAAAAAGGUUCAACCUUGCAGGCAACCUCUAAAUAUGGACAAGCAGAGGAGGAGCCAGAGUCCAAUCAACUGCAUCCGUCCCAGCGCUCUUGGUCCCAUCAAAAGGAAAGGUGAAAUGGAAACCGAAAGCCAGCCCAAGAGACUUUUCCAAGGAACCACCAACAUGCUUUCUCCUGACGCGACACACCUUUCUGACCUCAGCUCAUGCCUGCCCUCAGAUGCCCUCGACGGUUGCUCCAGCGGCGCCAGCCCCUCCAUUGACUCACUGGCCAAAGGCGCCGCCUCUGGCGCCGCAGCAGAAUCGCCUGCUGCGCGAUCCGAACCUGCUUCCCCAUUCAUCUUGAUGGAAGACCUUUCCCCCAAGUGACUCGCCCUGCCGCCUGCCUGGAUGUCCGCCUGUGCCAUCCUUUUGCUAUACCCGCCUAUGGAGAAACCGGCGGCAUAAAAUCCCCAAGGGCAUCCAGAUUAGGAGUGCCGAGUGUGAAACACCCACGUCAACCCUCCUCAGUAACGUCUCCAGGCGAUUUUAAUCCUCCUUUUAAUGGACGUGUCAGGCCCUGGCGCUGCCUGGCUUGCCGGUUUCCCUUUUAAUUCUUUUGCUAACGUCUGCUCGGUUUUCCUUUUAACUACAAAUUAUUUUGCGAACAUAUGCUUGGAUCGGGACUUUCCUUUCAAAGAAAUGACACCCACAUUUCCUGGAAUUCCCGGAAAAGCAUCCAAUUUAUAUUCGCAUUAAAAAUGUCGGUGGGAAACCGGUCACCGUCGCAAUCCCUUGUUCCAAAGGUAAGAAUGGAGCUGAAAUAAAUGAGUUUAUUCUAGGUCAGGCCUAGUCAAACUCGGCCUUCCAGCUGUUUGGGGACUACAAUUCCCAUCAUCGCUGACCACUGGUCCUGUUACCUAGGGAGGAUGGGUAUUGUAUUCCCCAAACAGCUGGAGGGCCAAGUUGGGCCACGCCUGAUCUAGAGCAGUGGUGGCCCAACUUUGCCCCAUCCACUAUUUUGGGACCACAAUUCCCAUCACCCUGACCACUGGUCCCGUUAGCUAGGGAGGAUGGGUGUUGUAGGCCAAAACAUCUGGAGGGCCAGAGUUUGCCUGUUUCUUGAGAUUAAUGCUGGUGGAAACUGAGAAUCAUAGAAUCAUAGAGUUGGAAGAGACCACAAGGGCCAUCGAGUCCAACCCCCUGCCAAGCAGGAAACACCAUCAGCACUCCUGACAUAUGGUUGUCAAGCCUCUGCUUAAAGACCUCCAAAGAAGGAGACAGUAAGUGAGAAGUACACUUAAGUAUGGGAAAUGUCAUUCGGUUUGGGGUGCAAGAAAUGAUCUAUUCCAGGCUUCCUCAACCUCAGCCCUCUAGAUGUUUUGAGACUACAAAUCCCAUCUUCCCUGACCACUGGUCCUGCUAGCUAGGGAUCAUGGGAGUUGUAGGCCAAAAACAUCUGUAGGGCCGAGGUUGAGGAAGUCUGAUUUAUUCCUCACAAGAUCCAAUUGGGCUUAAUUUCCAAAAAAGGGAAAAAAAGAUGCAACCCAUUUGUAAUCUACUGUGUCACGCUAUUUAUUAUUUAUAAUUCUGUAAAAUAAUAACAAAAGUCUGGUGAUUUAUUAGAGUAUUUUUUUAUGAUUGAAGCCCUUUCCCCAUGUCCUGCGAGCACUGGCUGGUCUGUAUUGAUAGGCAACUUUGUCCGCCGGAUUUGUGCGAUUCCGGUUCCAAAUGUUUCUUGUCUUCCGGAUUUGGAAAACUUUAAUUUCCUUCCUUCCUUCCAAGAAAUAGUGCGGAAUUUGAAGCGUGAUUGUGCUUGUCUGGCUCGAAAAAAGGGCGAAAAAAAGGACAUUUGGCUUUCCCCUUCCUGGAAUUUUCCUUUGGAAAGCGUUGGUUUGGAAUCUGAGUUGGGCCUCUUGUUACCUGUAUUCCGGUUUUUGCCUGGGAGAGAGAGUUUCCUCGCCUCCAAUAAAUGUGCAUAUUGUAAAAUGUCACCCAGGGGUAUCUUUAUUUUUUUAAAUGACUAUUUUAUCCACAUGCACACAAAAACUUUGACCCAGAACAAACUUAGUUGGUCUUUAAGGGGCUACUGGACCGAUUUUUUAUAUAUAUAUUUCAAUUUUAUCCGCGUGCGAAUUGUAUUUGUGUAGAUAAACUGUGCUGUUUUGGCUGGCCUCCCAGCUGCUGCUAAAUAAUAAAGAAAUCUGAUUUAAA